AUGUUAAGCCUUCACUAUGCUGUUGCUAAAAAAUGUAUAGGCUUUCCUGCUAGGAAGGGAGGUCGUGCCAACACUAAAGGUGCUGCUGCAUCGGUGAGCUGCAUGAAGAAGCACUUGAGCAGCCAUGGUGAGUGGCUGCCUUCCUAUGCUGUGGCAAUGGAUCGCAGGAAUCAUAUAGCCGGUUCAGCACCUUCAAAUGAACCAGAUGGUAUCGGGAUCACAGAGUUCCUUGGGGGCAAGAACUUUCUCAUCACUGGUGGGACUGGAUUUCUAGCAAAAGUUAUUAUUGAGAAAAUAUUGAGGACAACUCCUGAUGUCGGCAAGAUAUAUGUGUUGAUAAAGGCGAAGGACAGCAACGCAGCACUGAAAAGGUUGCAAAACGAGAUAGUUGGCACAGAACUUUUCAAAUGCUUAGAGCAAGUCCAUGGGAAAGACUACCACCAUUUUUUAGCAAGAAAACUGGUUGCUGUAGUAGGCAACGUGAGAGAAGCCAACAUGGGCAUUACGCCUGAGCUAGCUGAUGAUAUUGCAAAAAAAGUGGACAUCAUCAUCAACAGUGCAGCGAAUACGACAUUCGAUGAGAGGUACGAUAUUGCUAUGGACGUGAACACCAUGGGACCAUUCCGGUUAAUGAGUUUUGCGCGUAGAUUUUCAAAGCUGAAGCUAUUCUUGCAUGUAUCAACAGCAUAUGUGAACGGGAGGAGGCAAGGCGUAGUGCUAGAGAAGCCAUUUAGCUUGGGAGACACCAUCACGAAGGAAUUAGGUUACUCAGAUUCUUCAGGACUUCGGAACACUGUGCUUGAUAUAGAGGCAGAGAUCAAGCUUGCUUUUUGCUCCAGACAUAACUCGAACGACGCAGCAUCUUUCUCUCAAGAAAUGAAGGAUUUAGGCAUUGAGAGGGCAAGACUCCAUGGCUGGCAGGACACCUACGUUUUCACCAAGGCCAUGGGGGAGAUGGUCCUCGACAGCAUGCGAGGAGAGAUACCAGUGGUGACGAUAAGGCCAAGCAUCAUCGAAGGAACUUGGAGCGAGCCCAUCCCAGGUUGGAUAGAAGGAAUCAGAUAUGGACAAUCAUGGUGUCCUUUCUGUCCACUAAAAAUCGUUCCGGCAGACAUGGUGGUGAACGCGACCCUCGCAGCGGUGGCGAAGCACGCUCAGGCCCUAGGUGCGGCACCGGAGAUGCACAUCUACCAUGUGGGAUCAUCGACGGCGAAGCCGCUGAUUUGGCGCGACAUGUUCACGUUCUUUUUCCAGCACUUCACGAGGUACCCCUUCAACCUGGCGUCGGGGCAGCCAAUCAAGGUGGCGCCGAUGAGGCUCUUUGGCAGCAUCGAGCAGUUCGACAGCAACGUUGAGAGGGACGUGCUGCUCUGGGGCACCGGCGAGACGCUCUCGCCUCGGGCGCGGAUGCUUUUCAGCAAGUACGCCGAGAAGAUCACCCACCUCGCCCGCAUGCCUAUGCUUGCAUGCAGGUUUGACAUCGCCAACACCGAGGCGCUCUUCGCAGAGAUGUCAGUGGAGGAGAAGGCGCAGUUCCACUUCGACGUCCGGAGCAUCGAGUGGAAAGAUUACUUCACCAAUGUGCACAUCCCGGGGUUCCUGAAGCACGUCAUGAAGGGGAGGGGCGGUUCCUCCAUUGUUGGAAAUAAAUAACACAUCCAUGUAGCGAUCUAUG
Molecule: messenger RNA, 1675 nt
Organism: Aegilops tauschii subsp. strangulata
Lineage: Eukaryota; Viridiplantae; Streptophyta; Magnoliopsida; Poales; Poaceae
Source: RefSeq, a predicted model, not a curated record